Haliotis rubra (blacklip abalone) is the source of this 702-nucleotide messenger RNA. RefSeq names its product extensin-like. Lineage: Eukaryota; Metazoa; Mollusca; Gastropoda; Lepetellida; Haliotidae. The transcript has a single exon. The record is from RefSeq and is a predicted model, not a curated record. Bases 1 to 702 code for a protein of 233 amino acids.
AUGUGUUACCCGAAACCAGAUCCAACCCUAUUCAAGACAACCGACCUAUCGUCCUACACACGCCGUAAGUCCGACACGUACACAAAACACCCAACACUAACCCCUGUCCGGCUGUGUACACAAGACCCCUACACCACUACACCAAACACCAGACCCCCAUCCCGAUACCAGAUCCCCUUCCCCCCAUCACGAGACCACAACCCCAACAUCAGGCCCAGCACCCGAGACCAGAACACGGCACCAGACCCCAUCCCGACACAAGACCCCCAUCUUGACACCAGACCCACAUCCCGACACAAGACCCCCCCCAUCCCGACACCAGACCCCCAUCCCGACACCAGACCCCCAUCCCGACACAAGACCCCCAUCCCGACACCAGACCCCCAUCCCGACACCAGACCCCCCAUCCCGACACAAGGCCCACAUCCCGACACCAGACCCACAUCCCGACACCAGACCCACAUCGCGACACAAGACCCCCAUCCCGACACAAGACCCCCAUCCCGACACCAGACCCACAUCCCGACACCAGACCCCCAUCCCGACACCAGACCCACAUCCCGACACCAGACCCACAUCGCGACACAAGACCCACAUCCCGACACAAGACCCCCAUCCCGACACCAGACCCACAUCCCGACACCAGACCCACAUCCCGACACCAGACUAAACCAAAUACACGCCACCAGAUCCAGCACCUAA